Messenger RNA from Cottoperca gobio, 2237 nucleotides. It is a transcript of the gene knop1, whose product is annotated as lysine-rich nucleolar protein 1. The record is from RefSeq and is a predicted model, not a curated record. The transcript has 7 exons. NCBI's taxonomy places the organism in Eukaryota, Metazoa, Chordata, Actinopteri, Perciformes, Bovichtidae. The coding region runs from base 302 to 1897 and encodes 531 amino acids.
GAACUUUAGAGUUGCGCGCUUGUUGCUAUGGACGCCUGGCUCGUCGCUAACAGGAAAGAGGGGACACUACUUCCGGGUAAAGAGCAAACGUGUAUCCACGUGAAUUAUCAAAGAGUUCAAAACGGAAUCCGCUGAGGACGUGAUCUUUGUAUUUGAAAAGUGUGCAACUAAAUCCAAUAAGAUUACCGUUGACAAGGCGAAGCGACUGGCCCUGCAAAGAGACAUCGAUCAGCAGUCCCAGCCCAGGCAUCAAGUCAAACCCUUGAUAAGCCAGGGGCCUGUUGUUGUGGAAAAGGUGAACAUGAAGACGAAGGAGGAGAAGAGUGAGGAGAACUUUUUAAAGAAGGAGAAGAAACACAAGAAAGGACAAACCUCUCUGCUGGAAAAUAAAAGCUUAACUGUAGAUGAUAAGAGCCUAGCAGAGGUGAAAAAAGAAAAGAAGAAGAAGAGUAAAACAGUGGAUGUUAUAGUUAUAGAUACAGAAGAUGAGUCUUUGGAUGGAGGGGGUGAAAAGGAAGAGAAGAAAAAGAAGAAGAAGAAAAUUGAUUCUGAAUCUCUAAAUGCUGCCAAUGUCAAGAAAGGAAAUGACAAUGAAGUCAGUAAAAAGAAGAAGAAGAAACAGGUGGAAAUGGCACAGUUCAGUUCAGUAAAAGAAGAUGAAGUGGAAAAGAAACCGAGUAAAAAAAAUAAAUCUGUUCAGAUUGAAUCAGAAAAUGUGAAGAUGGAAAAGGAGGAGGACCAACAGCAAGCUGGAAAGAAUGAAUUACCAAAGAAAGCCAAAAAGCGUAAAAACAUUUUAGUUGUAAACACAGAGAAGUGUGAGGAGAAAGUAAAAGAAAAGAAAACCACUGAAGCUAUGGAUGGAAUAAGUGUAACAAAAAAGAAAAGUGCAGCUAAAAGAAAAGUGGCAAAGAAUGGAGUGAAGUUAGAAACACCAGAGGAAGAUACUGGUGAGGUAGAAGAGGUAAAGGGGAAAAACAAGAGAAAAAAGGAAGCCGCCACUAAAGAAGAUGGAAAUGGAUUAGGAAUAACGCAAAUCAAAGGUAACGACAAAGGGAGCAAAGAAGCAUCGGACAAAAAGGUGGUGCCCAGCAAGAAGAAAGACGAAUCCACAGAGAGUGAGAUUGUUAUCGUAGACGAGGAUGAGAUGGAGCCGAAGAAAAAAGGGAAGAAAAAAAAGGGGAGAAAAGCUUCUGUGGAGGUCAGCGAAGUAGAGGAGACGGAGCCAAAGAAGAAGAAAAGGAAAAAGAGAAACUCAAAGGGAGAGGAGGAAGAAUCAUUAGUACUGGAAUGUGAAGAAGUUGAGGAGCCGAGGAGUGAAACAGGCAAGAAGAGCAAAAGGAAGAAGAGCUCCACUAAGAAGGCAACACAGGUGGAGACUGUGAGUUCUGGAACUGUUGACAAAAAGAAGAAGAGGAAGAUUAAAGAAGAGGUGGAAGACCAACAUGACUCCGCCCAUGUCUUGGACGUGGUCUUCCUGUCAGAGAAAACAGGAAACACUGAUGAGGUCAACAUAAACCAGGAAAGAAGACAGGCAUUGCAAACGGAAAUCGACAAGGCCUCUCAACCUCAAAAAACAGCCAAACCUACGGGUCUCGGGCAGUGGAGCACUGCUGAGUUCAACAACUCUGAACGGGAGCAGAAGUUCCUCCGGUUGAUGGGCGGCUUCAAAAAGGGUUUCCAGCCGGCUGCGUUGAGCAGCAAAGGAGUAAACAUGGCACUGGGGCAGGGCGCACAGCAGCAGUUGCACCAAGGGCUUCUGGGAGAGUUUGAACGUGCACAGUCGCGCAGAAUGGACUCAGGCAACAGGGGGUCAGGACUUGGGUUCACUCCGUCGUCCAAUAAGAAGUUCUUCAUUGACAUCAGCUCAAGUCGAUCAGUUCGCUUUGAUGAUUGAGUUGUGUGUGUGUGUGGGAGGGUAUACAUCUUUAAGAUGUGUGUUUUUGUAUGUCCAGUUUUAACUGUAGACAUCUCUCAACAGACUAUUAUAAUUUAUAAUAUCAGAGACUGAACACACAAGCCAAAAGAUCCAUUUGUACAUACUGUAUAUUAAACACCCUCCUGCUCGAGGCACUGUUUUUAUUUUACAAGAUUGUAACCGAGCAACAGUUUAUCAGAAGUUUGUGUGAUUUCAAUAAGUCGGUUAAUAUUGAGUUGGUAUAAAUGUUUUCCACAUUUCAGUAUUCUCUGAUCAUGUUUUCCAGACAAAAAUAAAUGUCUUGUUUUCUUUACUUUCA